AUGAGGUUGAUCUUACUUUUACUCGGAUUAUGGUUUAUAACGGUCAGUGCCUCGGAUUCCGAUUCUGAUAACAAGACAAUUGAUAUAUACGCCCUUAAUGCAGAAUAUCUCAAUAGUUAUAGGCAAGGAAAAGUGAAUAAAGAAGGUAAAGCAGAAUAUGAAUCGUUACUUAGGAAGUAUCAUGCUGAUUUAGCAAAGUUUGGUGAUAAAUACAUGAUUGAGGCAGAGGGCCGUAUGGUUGUGGGAACAGCCAAUUCUGUUGAUGAACUUAAUCAACCACAUAAUCCUGAUCAACCACUUCUUCCUAGUUAUGGUGAACAAGCAGAGAAAUCUGCUCACCCCAAUGAACCACUUCAACUUAAAGAACCAGAAGCGACAGUGUGA
This is a messenger RNA of Scheffersomyces coipomensis, 384 nucleotides long. RefSeq lists its product as uncharacterized. Bases 1 to 384 code for a protein of 127 amino acids. The transcript has a single exon. The record is from RefSeq and is a predicted model, not a curated record. Lineage: Eukaryota; Fungi; Ascomycota; Pichiomycetes; Serinales; Debaryomycetaceae.